CCAUGAGAUGAACCUUCGAAGUGUUCUGCUAGAUAUUCAAGCAGACGCUGUGUUGCGACAACCUCGAGGAUGAACCUGAAAUUGCACCACUAGAUACAGACACAUUCAAGAAAACCAGAUACUCCGCAAGCAAGAUGCAGUUCUUCCUGUCGAGACGGUGGAAGCCGAAUAAAUGGCCUUUCUAUGUUCUGUUCGGCUUAGAACUGCCAUUGAAUAUUGCUCUUCUUGCAUUAUUCGGCAUUGCUUCGCCAAACACAUACCGCACAAAAUUGUGGCAGGAUGGUGCCGACAAUGGUUUCAACUCAAGCCCAUCCACCGGUCUGUAUGCGGCCGCUAAUUACAGACCGUAUACCACUCCCAAAGUCUGGUCACAAUUUAUAACCAACUACAACGUUGUCAUCAGCGUGCUCGGUGUAUUCAUUCUGCUUGUCAAAAGCAUCAUGUACAUGCUUCAUGUCUUCCCGCCCAUCCUCUCCGUCCUUGUGCACGCUCUCCUCAUCGCACUUUACACCGUAUCUGUCGACUACCAAGCCAGCAGCGACACCACAGACCCCGACCAUCCGCAGCACGGUCCACCUUGGUACAUUACCAAAUCCUGCAGUGUCACCAAGAACAAGAAGCUGGUGGGAUACUGCAAGCAGGCAAAAGCAAGCUUUGCCUGUACAUGCGCGAUGCUGGGGGUCUUCGUCAUCUAUUUCGCUUUCGCGGCGUGGUCCUGUUUCCCAUCGAAGCAGCAGCGAGCGGAAUAUGCAGAGAAGAAGAGGCUCAGGGCUGAGAAGUGGGCCAAGUUCGAAUCUCUUGAUGAUCCAGCCGCGGGCGAGGGUGCCUUCUAUCCGAUGCCAGAAACACCUGGCCCCCAGCGCGGUCUAAAUCCCAUGACUCCUCGAACGAUGGCGUUCAAUACUCUAGGAGGGACGAAAGACCUUCCUCUACGGAAUCAUUUCAGCUCUCCCAACAGUCCGGCAUCUCCAUCGUAUGCCAUCAGAAGUCCCGACCUCCCAAGAAGUCCGAUGAGUCCGAGCUUUGUGGACAGAGUAGUGGGUGAUGUCCGCUCUGGGAAGUCUCCCGAGCCUGAAAUCAGCUGCAGUCCGAACGCAACCUCGCCUCAGCUGUACUUCCCUCCUCCUCCCAAGACAUCGAAGAAAUGAUUCGGAAUCCCGGAUAUCAAGUCUGAAAUUGAUGUUUGCUGCUAGUGUGCCAGAAGUGAAGGUUUGUUAGGCAUGCGUUUUCUACCUAGAUCAUAAGAUUCUGGAUGUCGACUUGAAUGUGGAAAAGGCUUCAAUUUGUGUUAGUCUUACACUAUUGUGAUGAUAGGAAUGUGCCUCUGAGACAGCAGUCAGUACUGUCUCUGCCCAGAACUGGUCUUGGGGUGAAGUAUAUAUCCAUAAUUCUGCC
Molecule: messenger RNA, 1395 nt
Organism: Exophiala oligosperma
Lineage: Eukaryota; Fungi; Ascomycota; Eurotiomycetes; Chaetothyriales; Herpotrichiellaceae
Exons: 2
Coding region: 135-1148 (337 amino acids)
Source: RefSeq, a predicted model, not a curated record